This is a messenger RNA of Neurospora tetrasperma FGSC 2508, 3204 nucleotides long. RefSeq lists its product as uncharacterized. Gene Ontology annotation, molecular function: DNA binding; zinc ion binding; DNA-binding transcription factor activity, RNA polymerase II-specific. The transcript is spliced from 4 exons. The coding region runs from base 1 to 2784 and encodes 927 amino acids. Gene Ontology annotation, biological process: DNA-templated transcription; regulation of DNA-templated transcription. NCBI's taxonomy places the organism in Eukaryota, Fungi, Ascomycota, Sordariomycetes, Sordariales, Sordariaceae. The record is from RefSeq and is a predicted model, not a curated record. Gene Ontology annotation, cellular component: nucleus.
AUGUGCCCAUAUACAAGGGCUUUGACAGGCGAUAUGCCCUCCACGAACAGUCCCGACGAAGCACAAGCCUCGAGAGACGUCAGCACCAACCAAAACGUUGGGCGGCAGCAGUUGCCUUCAUUGAGUAGCCUAUUUGGCCCAUCCACGUCGCAAUUUCGCCCAUUGCGUUCGCCGACUUUCUCGGACCGUCCAGCAUUGUACACAACAUCGUCGUCAGCGCUUGAUCAUCCCCGAGGACCAGCUGGCAGUUGGGAUAGACCUUACUCGGCAUCUUCGUCCCCUUAUUUUCCCCCUCCAUCAUUGACUUCGCAGCCUCGCAGUACACCGGAUCCCAGACUUGAUGAACGGCCCCACUUUCCGCCACCGUCACGGGCGCUCCCAGGCCCCCUAUCACCCAUGGUCAGGGAGUCAGAGCUCCAACGGCCUUAUUCUCAGUCCGGUUUCAGCGCUGGGAACAAAUGGUCGCUGCGUCACGAAACUGGCCAAGAAUACGCGCUGGGAAACCGGGAGUACGCACCUUAUAGAUCAUCGCCCACUGAGCGACCCCAUAGUCAGCUUUCGAACGGCAUCCCGGGCCGUGAGGAAGACUUGGGCUUACGUAGCGAGCGACCGGCUACGCAACCACCAACACCAGUUAGCACUGGUGCCUCAGAGGUCAUCGUGGGCAAGGAUGGAUUGGGCCCGAAAAUUUGGACAGGAACGCACUUUUUGCCCAGAUUUGUCAGGGAGGAAAAGGUCGAUGGCGAAACGUAUUUCAUAUAUGACGAUGGAACCCGUUGCAAAGAUGUCAUUGAUGGCGAGAAAGUCAAUGCCCACUGGGGAGUGACAAAAGCUGGGAAGCCAAGAAAGAGGCUAGCAAUCGCCUGCAUCACUUGCCGGGAGAAGAAGAUCAAGUGUGAUCCAGAUUACCCUCGAUGCGCGCAAUGUGAGAAGUUUGGGCGUACUUGCAGGUUCAAGAAUGCGCCGCGGGGUGGACACAAUACUUCACCUUCGACUCCCGCCGCCGAAGUCGACGAUGCACGCCGGUUGCCCAGCAUAAUUCGGCCACCACCGCACGAGCACGCGAGGACGAGCGUGCACUCGAGUGGAUCUGUUUCACCACGCACCACUUUUCGCCCAGCAAGCCCCGAGAUGGCCUCAUCCGUGCCGUCGAAACGGCUACGGGUGGGCUACGACAUCUACGCUCCCGCAGGGGAGCACCGACCGCUUAUGGCACCGGCAGCGGACCACAUGAUCCGGUCCAACAUGUCCUGGCACCGUCAGCCUGAACUUCCUCGCGUCCACGAGGACACAGUGUGCCGUGCAUGGCAAACAGACCCGUAUGUCUCCGAUCCUGAGUCCGUGAUCAGCACCAUAACCUCAUUUUUUGUGUGCAUCGAUGCCACGAGCUUCCGAUUCCUCCCCGAAAAGGCAUUCAAAAUCUGGGUACAGAACAUCGCUCACCAUAAGAACAAGUCCCCAGAAGAUCUGAUGCUCGUCUAUAGCAUCCUUGCUCUCGGUUCCCUCCUAUCGAUUGCUGGGUCCAGCGGGCUCGACCAUAAGACGGAGAAAACCAACCACUACGCUCAGGUAGCCCGUUACGCUACAGAGCACGCAACGAUGUCAAUACAGCUUGUCCAGGCGAGAAUCCUCCUUUCCCUCUACUAUAUGGCUAUUUCGAAGCCUAUCGAUGCCAAUGAAAUGUCUAGCAGCGCUAUGUCGGCAGCGGCCUAUUUGCAGUUAAAUCUAGAGUUGGAUCAGUCUCCGGACGUAGGACGCAAAUCAUUCCCAUAUGGUUUGACCAGGGCUGGCUUUUCUGAGUGCAGAAGAAGGACGUUCUGGUCAUGUUUUUUAUUAGAGAGACUAAAUGGCCUGUUUCCAACCCGGAUGGCAGUCAUCAACACAGCCGAUAUCUUCCUCCGACUUCCAAUGGAUAUCCGCUCGUUCGAAGAACAAGAGGACGUCUCUGUGCCGGUCUCGACAUUCGAGAAUAUCAACUCUUCUGGUCUUCCUGAGCCAGAUCAGAAGCACCGGGAUAUGCAGGCAGUCGACAAGGGGACUAAAGCAGGGAUGAUGGGCUAUCUGAUUCAGGUGGUGGCCCUUUGGGGACAGGUCAUGGCCUUGAUAUACCAAGUUGCGCAUUCCGGUAGUCACCUAUCAGAAGGCGAAGUGGAUGUUAUGGCCGGGUUUCAUCAACGCUUACUGUCCCGGCUCGAAAGCUGGAGAAUAGCAAAUGAUAUCAAAGCUUCUGGAAACGCUAGCCCAGAUGGUACCAGUAUGUUACCACCCUUUACCAGCUUCGCCGUCCUUGAGGCAUUGGAUGUGCUUUCGGCGGAGGGCCGCAUACAACAUCUUCCAGAACUGAUUGACAGUCUUGCCAUUGCACGAAGUGUCUUGGAGAUCCUGGGUAUGGUAUGGGAAGAUGCAAGGGCGCACAAGACGAUGUUGGAUCAUCGACUGGACAGGCUGGUAGCCCUCAGGGAGAAAACUGAGGGUCUGGACGAUGCUCUUACCGUACCCCUUGCUGGAAGAGGAAGGGGGAAUAUGUCAGAGUAUGAGUUUGAGUUUGGGGGAACCCGAGUUUACGUUGCAAAUCCCGACGACAGCCUUGACAGGACCUAUCACAAUGGAGAGGAUGGCACCGUUUGUGAUGCAAAAGACGAGAAACGGGCUGCGGCUACAGUUUCAGAAGGUGUGCUCAGCUGGCAAAUGAGUGAAAUGCUUGAGACGAGGUUUCCAAGAGAGAUGGACUGCAUCUAUGCAGGACUACAAACGACCCAUGCGCCGAGAAGUAUGACAAACUGAACAAGGGAGGCGCCGGGCUUGAAGGGUUCCCCCAUGAUGAUGAAUAUGCAGAGUAUUCUGGAUUAUGCAACGAGAAUACGCGUGCUACUUUUUCUUAUUAUGAGUUAUGUGUAUAAUGAAGAAGGUUAUGCAGCACGGCUUAUAUGCAUGGGUGGCUGCGUGAGUGGAAGUGACGCAGUAACGGCGUUUCAGUCGAUCUACUUUCCACCUGUUCGAUUCUGCUUGUUUUUUUAUUGAUUUGACUUGGACCUUCUUGGGGUCACCCUUCUUCGGAUAUCUCGAUCUUGACUUUUCCCUUUAUCACUUCUCACAACAUGUACAAUCAUCUUCCAUCAAGCAUGUUGUUGAAGACAGCUGUGUCUGGGUGUAUUUGGCGGCUAGAUGCAUCUUCGGUUUCUUUUCUCCCUGUUGACCAUCAUC